GGUUGCAACAUCAUAUCCACAGCUCUGCGUCCUCCACCGCAGUCGCCUUUUUUAAUGCACCAAGCAAGUAGAGAGAAUAGCGCUGGAAGAGCCGCCGUUUGGACUUAACGUCUUUUGGAAAUACUUUACGCACCAGCCGCUCCUCCAGAUAGAGACCUGCGCCCAGACGAAGAAAUGAGAAUUACGUCCUGAAACCUUCGUGUUUCUAAAUGCUGCUUUAGAGUGAGGACGAGUGAGGCACCAGCCAACACAUGGAGUCCAGGGUUCCCCACCACAUCCCCGGAGUGUCCUCUACCCUUAUCUCUCAGCCUUUGUUGGACGGUCGAGUGCCCUAUGGUCGACUUCAGCAUCCUCUCACCAUUUAUCCCAUCGACCAGAUAAAGUCUUUGCAUGUGGAGAAUGACUACAUUGACAGUCCAGCUGUUGUGGCUCAGCAGCCUCUGAGUCAAAAAUCUGCAAACCGAAGAAUCACCUGGCUUGGUCAGAAUCAGGAGGCUUUUCUUGGGGCAAAUCACAAUCAACAUCACAAUCACCAGCAUCAGUUCAAUCAGCAGGGCAGGUGCGAGCCUCACUCCCACCAGGACAACACCACCCAUCCUUGGAUUUCCUUCAGCGGCAGGCCCAGUUCUAUUAGCAGCAGCAGCAGUACCUCUUCUGAUCAGCGGCUUUUGGACCAUGCAGCACCGACUCCGACAGUGGACCAUCAUCCAAACUUAAACCCUCACCAGGGCCCCAUCAACACAAUCACAACCCGAACUCCUGGCUCUUUCUCUUCCUCUGAAUCUAAAGGCCUGACCUCCUCUUCUUCCGCUUCCUCCUGUUCCUCUUCCUCAAAAUCUCUUGACCUGAAGUCUGCAAAGGUUCCUGCCGCAGACGUGUGCUUGGCUAGGGUUCAGCAAGGAUUGGCGCUUAUCCCUUCUUCUCCAACUGAAAAGAAGCACCUGUUUGUCUGCGAGCACUGCGGGAAGUGUCGAUGCACUGAGUGCACGCUCCCCAGAACCUUACCGUCCUGUUGGGUCUGCAACCAGGAGUGCCUGUGCUCAGCUCAGAGCCUGGUAGAUGCAGCCACCUGCAUGUGCCUAGUCAGAGGGAUCUUCUACCACUGCACCGAGGACGAAGAUGAUGAGGGCUCCUGCGCUGACAAGCCCUGUUCGUGUUCACAGGCCAAUUGCUGUGCACGCUGGUCCUUUAUGGCCGCUCUCUCUGUUGUCUUACCAUGCCUAAUCUGCUACCUACCGGCUACGGGGCUGGCAAAGCUGGGACAGAAGUGUUAUGACAAUGUUAGUAGGCCUGGCUGUCGCUGCAAGAACUCGCAGGCUGCUAUGAGCAUCCCUGUUAGUAAAAACGGAGGGGUGGAAGCAAAAAUUGGAACAGAGAAAAAGCAGCAGGGGUCAUGAUAGUGGACCAAACUAUCUGGCUGUGGACUUACGAGAAAAUGGACAGGUUCCUACUAGUUUGAUUACAAUAGACCGGACAAUCCAACACCAACCCCAUUACACCACCAUAUUUACCUGGUGGAACAUGACUAAUAAAACAACGGUACUUAAAUGGUUUCUCGACCUAUGUUCGAUUGUGUGGAUGAUCAAAAUGGGCCAUUUGAGAGAAAUGGUUAGUAUGAAAGGCUGACAGGUUCUGUGAGAGAUUUUUGUUAUUGCGUUUGACAAGAAAAAGAGACUGGAUUGGCGUGUUUGGGUUUUGCAGAAAAUGGUUUAAGGCACAAUGUCAUUGUACCUCUCUGCUGCUCAGUAUUUUUUAGCUUUUUUUUUUAACCCUAAACAAACAGAAACUGGUUGCUGAAACUCAGAUUGCUAAAGGUGUCUAAUUCCACAAUCUAGAAAAGCACAGGUCAGUUUCACACCGGAAAGCGAGGAGGUAACUGGAGAAUACUGUGGCUUUUAUGAUGGGCAGUGAGAACAGUCAAGAUAGCGACACUCAAUCUUUUAAUUUUGCAGUUGUGCUUAAAUAUGCUAGCCUGGUAAUAUUUGAGCUCUAGAUUCUUAUUUGUGGGAUCUGUCAAAACAACCAAUAAUAAACCUAAUAUAACAGUAAUUUCCUAUUUUGAAAUUUGUGUGUAAGAAAUAAUGCAUUUCUAGUAGUUUUCAAUUAUUUUGGCUAGUGAAGCAUAGCUUUUCUGAAAUAUUUUGAAUGCUGUUCACUGCUCCAUCUCAGAUAUAAUGCAUGUCACGAUCUGCAUGCUCUAGUCUAAUGGUUAACCGCCGCGCUAGAAGUGGAUUUGUAAUAGAGAAACAUUUAUAAAAAAAGAUUUUAAAAAGUCAAGUACAACCAACCUUCUCAGGGAUAGUUAUUCAGUAAUCUCCUCUUGAACUUGGCCUACUGCAUGUUGAAUUUUAAAACUGCCGAUAAAAGCCCAAUCUGCUUCCUCUUUGCACAAAAAAGGCAAAGAAAACAUUUAAAGGGCGAAAAAGGCAAUAGUGAAUAACUUCUAUGAGUAAGCUAAGUCAGAGGUAAAUGGGCCAUACAUUUUUUUUAAUUUCCUGAAGAGAAAACAAUGCAGGUAAAGAGAGUGAAGGUAAAGGUAAGGUUUAAGAGAAAAGGCUUAGUAAAAAGUUUAUAAUAGCUCAGUCUUUGUCAAAAUCAAACCGACAUUUGCACAACUUUGUUUUUAGGACCCCCCC
Cyprinodon variegatus (sheepshead minnow) is the source of this 2636-nucleotide messenger RNA. RefSeq names its product sprouty RTK signaling antagonist 4 (gene spry4). Lineage: Eukaryota; Metazoa; Chordata; Actinopteri; Cyprinodontiformes; Cyprinodontidae. The coding region runs from base 252 to 1397 and encodes 381 amino acids. The record is from RefSeq and is a predicted model, not a curated record. Gene Ontology annotation, biological process: negative regulation of MAP kinase activity; negative regulation of fibroblast growth factor receptor signaling pathway; negative regulation of Ras protein signal transduction. The transcript has 2 exons. Gene Ontology annotation, cellular component: membrane; cytosol.